GGUCUCAGCCUUAUCGGUCCCGGCGAUUUCCUUCAACUUCCCUUACCAACUUCCCCUGUCGUCCUCGACACGCUAAUUCCCGAACAUCAACGUCGACGAUCAACAAGAUGGAUCCGAACGAACAGCCACCGCCGCCGUCGACGCCCGAUGCGCCGGACCAAGAAACGAUGGAGCAGAUCCGCCGGAGACGGCUGGCCAAGCUCGGCGGACCCCCGGCGUCAGCCGCAACAGGAACGGCGGGGUCGCCCAGCACUGAGACACCGUCCGGCUCGGGCGCCGCCUCGUCAAUACCCGCUCAAGAGAAGGCCGCGAUAAACGAGUCCGAGAAGCCCGUGCCGUCAGAGAUCCGCCCAAAAAUCAACAUCACUCCCGCCGCCUCCGCCGCCCCACAGACUGCCGGCAGUGCGGGCAGCAGCAGACCAGGUAGUAACAUCGAGAAGGAGCCUGGAGCGAAAAGACGAGCAUCAGAUGUUGACGGGCCCUCAGCGACGCCGCCGGCCCGGAAGCACACCCCGGUCGCUCAGGAGACGAUCGAGGACUACGGCGACCGGGUACUGUCGUCCAUCUUCCGCGUCACCCUCGACCCGAGCCGCGCGACGGACAGCCACGGACAUAAACUCACCUUCUUACCGAACUUGAGCCAGGAGCUGGCGGACGAGGGCGCGCCGCUCAAGCUGUCGGCCGGCCGCGUGGAGGAAGCGAUCAUGGAGGCGGCGACGGCGUGGCCUGCCGACCGGCCGCUGUUGGAUUACCUGCUGCCCUGCUGGAAGCGGGUGACUAGGACGCUUAAGGUGCUGCGUGCUCCCGCCCCGGAGAAGGAGGCGUUGCUGAAGGAGGCGCGGCGGUUGUGCUUCAGCAACUGCAUCUUUGCGCUGACGGUGCCCGAGCUGUUCAGUCGCGAGGCGAACCCACAGCACGAUUCAUUGGUGCCGUAUCUGUUGCACGAGGUCGAGAGUGAAAAUGGCCUGUGCAUGGACUUCUUUGCGGAGGCUGUGGCUCGCCUGGAUGAGGACGAGACUAUUGCCCCGCUGUUCACCAAGGCUAUGGCGGACAUCAGUAGCAAACUCGCUACCAUGUCCAUGAACGAUGAUUAUAAGCCUUGCGUCAACGCACUCUUAACAUACUCGAGAUUCCCGCCUCUGCUCAAUGCCUUGACACAGCAUCCGUGCUUCCAAAUGGCGCAGUCAGCACCCGGGAUCGAGAAGAACACCAUCCUCGGACCUUUCUUCAGGAUAUCCCCUCUCCAGCCAGAGGUGACCGCAGUGUAUUUUCCAGGGCCGAGGACGAUGGACAAAGGGCGCAUCAAGACAUCGCAGGAUGCUCUCCAGAUGUCCCUCGGGGCGCACCAGUCCGAUCUUAGGACGAUCGUCAACGCCUUCAUCCGCGCAAGUCCCGAGGCCCGAAACAAGGUGCUGGACUGGUUCGCCUACAUCAUGAACGUCAACCACAAGCGGCGCGCCAUGCAGGUCGACCACCGGGAGGUCUCGUCGGACGGCUUCAUGAUGAACGUGACUGUCAUCCUAGACUGUCUAUGCGAGCCCUUCAUGGACAGCACCUUCUCGAAAGUGGGCCGCAUCGAUGUCAACUACUUUAGGAGAAAUCCGAGGAUUGACAUCAAGGACGAGACGAAGCUGAACGCGGACCAGGCGCAGUCGGAUUCCUUCUACGCGAACAAGGUAGAUGGGGAGUCGAAUUUCAUCACGGAGGUCUUUUUCUUGACGCUCGCCGCGCACCACUACGGCAGCGAGGCGGCAAACGCCAAGAUGAAGACUCUCGACAGAGAGAUCAAGUAUUACGAGAAGAGCAUCGCCAUGAUGGAGGCAGAGCGCCACAAGCUUGCCAGUCGGCCCGAGCAGCUUGUGGUACUAGAAGCAGCUCUCAAGCGCCACACGAAUGUCCUGGAACGGGCCGUCGCCUUGAGGCUUUCCAUCGAGGGAGUCCUGCUCGAGCAGAAGAUGCAGACCCGAUCGCUGCAGUUUAUGCGGUAUGUGACGGUCUGGCUGCUAAGAGUAGCCAGCCAGACAGAGUACACUCCGGACAAGCCGCUGCGGCUUCCGCUGCCGGCAGACCAGCCCGACGCGUUCAAGUGCCUGCCGGAGUAUGCCCUGCAGGAUAUAGUGGACAACUUCAAGUUCGUCUUCCGCCAUCUUCCGCAGAUCAUUCUCACGGCGGCCGGCGACGAGAUGAUUGCACUCUGCAUCACCUUCCUGGAGUCGUCGGAAUAUGUCAAGAACCCCUAUCUGAAGUCGUCGCUCGUCACGCUGCUCUUCCAAGGGACGUGGCCCACAUAUCACCUUAAGAAGGGCGUAUUGGGCGAUCUCAUGACUAACACCAAGUUCGCCAACGACUACCUCCUGCAUGCGGUCAUGAAGUUUUACAUUGAGUGCGAGUCGACGGGCGCCCACACGCAGUUCUACGACAAGUUCAACAUACGGUACGAGAUCUUCCAGGUAAUUAAGUGUGUCUGGCCCAAUGACUUGUACCGGCAGCAGCUGGUUCAGUCGAGCAGAUCGAACCGGGCAUUCUUCGUCCGCUUCGUCAACCUGCUGAUGAACGACGCUACCUACGUGUUGGACGAAGGCUUGAGCAAGUUUCCCAAGAUCCACGACUUGCAGAUGAAGUUGAGGGACCCAAACAUGUCCCAACAGGACCGCGAGAAGACCGAGGAGGAGCUGCGCACUGCAGAGGGCCAAGCACAGUCCUACAUGCAACUGGCCAACGAAACAGUCAGCAUGAUGAAGCUCUUCACCACGACGCUCGGCGAGGCCUUCACCAUGCCCGAGAUCGUCCAGCGGCUGGCCGGUAUGCUCGACUACAACCUCGACAUCCUGACGGGGCCCAAGUCCAAGAUGCUGAAGGUCGAAAACCCGGAGAAGUACUUCUUCAACCCAAAAACGCUCCUCCCGGAGCUGGUCGACAUCUACAUCAACCUGGGCUCCUCCCAGGCCUUUGUCGAGGCUGUGGCCGCCGACGGCCGGUCCUACAAGCCGUCCACCAUGUCGGCGACCGCCCACAUCCUCCGCAGCAAGCACCUCAAGGACGAGCAGGACAUCCAGGCGUGGGAGGUGCUGGCGGCCCAGUUCGCGAGCGCAAAGGAGGCGCUAGACCGCUACGAGCUGGAGUACGACGACGUGCCCCCGGAGUUCGAGGAUCCCAUCAUGGGCAUCCUCAUGAACGAGCCCGUGAUCCUGCCGUCGAAGCAUGUCGUCGAUCGGUCGACGAUCGUGCAGCACUUGCUGAGCGACCCCAAGGACCCGUAUACCAGGCAGCCGAUGACGGUGGAUGAUGUCGUGCCCGAUGUGGAGCUCAAGGAGAGGAUUGAGGCGUGGAAGGCGGAGAAGAGGGCGAAAGCCAGGGCUGCGGAUGCCGAGGCUAUGGAUACAACUGAGUAAAGUAGGGUAACGGUUUGUGCACGGGUUAUUUGUACCUAGGGUAGGGUUGGGGUGUGUGUGUGUGCCUGGGUAGGAGGUGGGUUGAUGGUACUCGGAUUCCGGCUUUGGCAUCAUCAUGAUGGGAUAGAGAACUUCUUUUGCUUCGGGGUUGGGGUGUUAAGAUGGGAAAGGGGAGGCUGGAUUUUUGUAGUGUAGUAUUGCUUUUUAUCAUUGAUCCGAGAGACAUCGAAUCUGUGACGCCACGAUCAGUUAACGUAUUCAACAUGGAGGCCAGUGCCCGCCAGGAUACUUUAAAAAAAUGGGUCGGGUGUGCUGCGCGUUUAAUGUUUCCAAUAUCAAAUUUGGUUGUGGACGUCGUCCUUCCAUGGCAGGGUACCUCCCU
Molecule: messenger RNA, 3774 nt
Organism: Chaetomium strumarium
Lineage: Eukaryota; Fungi; Ascomycota; Sordariomycetes; Sordariales; Chaetomiaceae
Product: ubiquitin elongating factor core-domain-containing protein
Exons: 4
Coding region: 108-3392 (1094 amino acids)
Biological process (GO): protein polyubiquitination
Cellular component (GO): cytoplasm; ubiquitin ligase complex; nucleus
Molecular function (GO): ubiquitin-ubiquitin ligase activity
Source: RefSeq, a predicted model, not a curated record